GUGUCAGAGCCGCAGAGAGAGUGAGAGCAGCGGCAGGACAGCACCGGGCUCCUCUCCAUCCAGCCGAGCACUGCUCUCGGCCGUCCUUCCCUCUCUCCCUGUCUCCCGGCUGUGUGAGCUCCACACGCUGACAUCUCUUGUCAGUGAUCCCGCUCUCCUUUUUCAUUAUCAUUCUUGUUGUUGUUGUGGCUUUUAGGGGAGUGAGGACAGAGAGACAGAGGACAUGGACGAAGCAGGAGCGGCGCCUCGCGUGGACAUCGACCCGGAUUUCGAGCCGCACAGCCGGCCCCGAUCGUGUACCUGGCCGCUCCCUCGGCCCGAGUUCCCCGGAGCCGAAGGCAAGGCGGAGGAGAGCGGCGUGAACCAGGAGCCGGCCGCCGCCGGCGAGCAGGGCAGCGGGGGCAAGGCAGAAGCGAAGGCUGCCCCCGGCAUCCCUUCUCCCCUCCGGCUGAGCGAGUGCGGGCAGCACCGCAAGAAAUCUUCGCGCAGAAACGCAUGGGGCAACCUGUCAUACGCGGAUCUGAUCACCAAAGCGAUCGAGAGCUCUCCCGAGAAGAGACUGACACUGUCACAGAUUUAUGACUGGAUGGUUCGCCACGUCCCUUACUUCAAAGAUAAAGGCGACAGCAACAGCUCGGCGGGCUGGAAGAACUCGAUACGUCACAACCUCUCGCUCCACAGCAGAUUUAUUCGAGUGCAGAAUGAAGGCACAGGCAAGAGCUCCUGGUGGAUGUUAAAUCCUGAUGGAGGGAAAUCUGGGAAAUCUCCCCGGAGACGCGCAGUUUCCAUGGACAGCAACAGCAAGUACCUGAAGAGCAAGAGAGGGGCAAACAAGAACAAAGCCACCCUGCAGGCAAUGCAGGAGCGGAAUGAGGGUAGUCCUUCAUCACAACACACCAAGUGGUCGGGCAGCCCCAGCUCUCACGCCAGUGAUGAAUUUGACGCGUGGACUGACUUCAGGUCACGGGCCAACUCAGCUGCAAGCACCCUGAGUGGUCGGCUCUCCCCAAUCAUGGCUAAUUCAGAACUGGAUGAGCUUGAAGAUGAUGACAGGACUCCGUCUUCUCCAUUACUCUAUCCCAGUCCCUCGAACACCUUGUCCCCAUCUGUAAGCGCAAGGCGCCCUGUGGAACUUCCUCGCUUGGCUGAUAUGGCUGGAACAAUUAACUUGAAUGAAGGGAUAACAGAGAACCUGCUGGAGGAGCUGCAGGAUAAUUACAACAUGAGCCCAUCACAGCAGAUUCCCUCAGGGUGCCUGAGGCAGCGAAGCUCCAGCUUCUCAUUUGGAUCUAAAUGUUCGACCCGGGGAAGUCAGACAAGUACAUACAGUGUCACCAUGUAUAGCCCACCCCCCAUGACUAUGUUACGCCACUCUCCCAUGCAGACUAUUCAGGAAAACAAGCAAGUCACUUUUUCAACAAUCAACCACUAUGGGAAUCGCAUGUUGCAGGAUCUUUUGACCCCAGAGUCACUACGACACAAAGAGGUCUUGAUGACUCAGUCAGACCCCCUGAUGCCACAGGCCAAUACAGUCGUAACGUCACAAAACCAGAGACACAUGGUGCUGUGUUCUGACCCAGCAUUAUCACCUUUCAAUGCCCAGUCCCCCAGAUUACUGAACAGCAAUCCAUUUCAUCACCCAUCGCCAGUGCAGCAAAAUUCUGCUGUCAAUAACGGUGCCUUAUCCAAUCCCAUUGGCCUUAUGCACAUGCACUCGGAUGCUGGUAACAUGAACUCUGUCACGCACCAUCUCCAAAACCAGCUUCACUCACUUGCCAGCCACGGGAUGCACAUGGAAGCAUCGGACUCCAGGCUGACCUCCUGUCCCGGAGGGAUUAACAUUUCCGCCAUGAGUCAAGAUAAGUUCCCCACUGACCUUGACCUUGACAUGUUUCAUGGGAGUCUGGAGUGUGAUGUGGAGUCUAUCAUUCUUAAUGAGUUCAUGGAUAAUGAGGAGCUUGAUUUCAAUUUUGACUGUGCUAUGCCAACUCAGAAUGUUGGCAUCAAUAUGGCUACCUUACCCACUGUUCCGCAGACCACAAAUCAGAGUUGGGUGCCAGGGUGAAGUAGGAUUACAAUGUUCACUAUCAUGGAUGAAAAUUGGUUCCAUAAAGGCUCAAAGACCAGACCAAAUUAAUACAUGGCUUCUUAGGAAGCACAUACUUGAAAACCGAAAACAUUGCUUUGUUUCCUUUACCUGUAACACACUUAGAAGUACAAUCAAGCAAGGCAAUAACAUAUCCUUUAUUAAAAUAGCUGUUAUGCCAACUAAAGUGACAUCAGUUUUACUUUUGGAAAUUAGGCUGCAAAUCCUGCAUGAAAUGAUGUCUUGGCACAAUUUUCUCAUUUAACCAGUGUGCAAUACAAGGUAAAAGGAACUCAACAAAAUGGUUCUGAAAUUAAAGCCUUAAUCUAAUUUCUCUGUUCAGUGAAAUAAUUUUAAACAGGUUGCUUUUUUCCUAAUUGUGAAUUGAGCAUUGUCUCCCAGAAUAUAAUCCUUGAUAUCUUUAAGUGAGCCUUAGUUGUCUGAUAAAGGGAAGGUGUUCUUAUUUCUGUGCACCUGAAACUAAAUCCAUUGUUUAUAAAAGGUUGGUGCCUCCACUGUAGAAUGCACAGGGAGGAACCCAUUCUUAGCAGUGACUGAACGUCCACUAAUGUAGGCUGGUAUCCUACUGACUGUUCCAGUUCUCUUGAAUAACUAACACAAGAAUAUGAUAAUUAACUGACUUUGGACAGAGAUUGCAGGGAGCACCUGAAAGUUAUGGUACAGGAUUAUGGCAGGCUGAAUACACCUUCAAUAAUGAUAAAAUUCAAUUUUAUUUAUUCUCACUCAUAUAUUCAUAGCAAUCUCCCUUGAAGCCAGAUGUUAAUUUGGUCCGGGGCCAGAAUAGUUUCUUGCUCAGUCUUGGGUUUGCAUUAAAGUCACCAAAGCUUUUUUUUAAUGAGCUUGUUUAUAACAACUGACGGCAUUUUAAUACACACUUGUAUUUCUGAGGACAAGAUGAAGAGUAGGUGAAAUAUUUUAAAUGAAAGAAUUUUUACUGAGAUGUUUUCUCCUUAAGCUCUGGACUGAUAAAUGGCUGUGUUUUCAGAAUGUGAGACUCCUGUCUUCUGAAAGACUUUGAUCAAAACUGUUCUUCUGAUUCUGUAGCCCACAUCUACUGUUCAACUGCCCUCAAAUACUACAUAACAAUGUCAUUUCUUUAUUUCUUUUAUAGACUGAGUGUUAUAUUGUUACUGCUUUGGCAUUUAUCAUUAUUGUAUGCUAUUUUGGUCAAAAAUGUAUUUAUUUUAGAUUGAGGGAAAUAACUAGUUGGUCUUGUAGGUGUUCUGAGCUAAUACCAUGGCCUGAAAUUUUAAUUUAUAUAGUGAUUGGGGCAUUACUUUGUGAGAAUUUCUCUUGGGAUUUUGACUCUGGCAAGUGUGUUUUGCCACAGAGAAUGGUGAAAUCAGGAGAUACUUUUUUUUUAACCAUCAUUUACCUGGAGUCAAUUCUCUGAAUAUCUGAAACUUUCUCUGGAAAGUGCCAUAAGUGAUAGUUAUAUAAGUUACAUAUGUAUAUUAACUUCUUUUUAUGUAAAGUAUAUGGAUAAUUAAAAAGUCCAUUCUUAAAUGUACAUACAGGUACUGUACUGUAAUUUCACUAUGUAUACUUUGAAUGUCGAUGUGAUUAAGAAUAUAAUUUCUCUUUAUUUUUCAAAUAUAAAAUAAUAUUGUACGAUAAAGGAAGCCCCAGACAGCAA
Chiloscyllium plagiosum (whitespotted bambooshark) is the source of this 3743-nucleotide messenger RNA. Its product is annotated as forkhead box protein O3-like. Gene Ontology annotation, biological process: regulation of transcription by RNA polymerase II. Gene Ontology annotation, cellular component: nucleus. The record is from RefSeq and is a predicted model, not a curated record. NCBI's taxonomy places the organism in Eukaryota, Metazoa, Chordata, Chondrichthyes, Orectolobiformes, Hemiscylliidae. Gene Ontology annotation, molecular function: DNA-binding transcription factor activity, RNA polymerase II-specific; RNA polymerase II cis-regulatory region sequence-specific DNA binding.